Messenger RNA from Aspergillus mulundensis, 663 nucleotides. RefSeq lists its product as uncharacterized. Bases 1 to 663 code for a protein of 220 amino acids. The transcript has a single exon. The record is from RefSeq and is a predicted model, not a curated record. Lineage: Eukaryota; Fungi; Ascomycota; Eurotiomycetes; Eurotiales; Aspergillaceae.
AUGGUCGACGCCGUCUUUCACCACCCGGGAGUCCACCAGACGUACUUCUUCGGGGGCCGCCGCUACGCCCGCAUUGAGUUCCAGCCAGGAGGCUCAGAAGAAAAGAUCACCUAUGGCCCAGCCACCAUCGCCGACCACUGGCCCUCUCUCCAUUCCAUCGACUUCGGCACCGUUGAUGCUAUCCUCCCCGUUGAAAACACCAAAGAUGAGGGUUACUACUUCUUCGGCUCGCGCUUCGCCCGCAUCAAGCUUGUCCCGUCCUCUAACGACGACAAGGUCCUUGACGGGCCCUGGGUCAUCACGCAGAAGCUGGGCAGCCUCAGAGAGGCGGGCUUUGACACCGUCGACGCAGUGCUCCCUGUUCCCGGCAAGUCGGGCGAAGCGUAUAUCUUCCGUGGCGUGAACUAUGUGCGCAUCAACAUCAACCAGGACAAGAUCGUGUACGGUCCUGCGAAGCUCACGGACCAGUGGCCUGGUCUGACUAAGGCCAAGUUUGACUCUGUUGAUGCGGCGUUCCCUGAGCCGGGCAGCUCGAAUGGAGUCUCGUACUUCUUCAAGGGUGAUAAGUAUGUCAAGCUCAAGGUUGUCGCUGGUGCUCCGGACUCGAUUGUUUGGGGACCGAAGCCCAUCAAGGAUUACUGGAAGACUCUUGAGUGGGUUUAA